Messenger RNA from Tilletiopsis washingtonensis, 2013 nucleotides. RefSeq lists its product as hypothetical. NCBI's taxonomy places the organism in Eukaryota, Fungi, Basidiomycota, Exobasidiomycetes, Entylomatales. Gene Ontology annotation, biological process: gluconeogenesis. The transcript has 12 exons. Gene Ontology annotation, molecular function: 4 iron, 4 sulfur cluster binding; L-serine ammonia-lyase activity. The record is from RefSeq and is a predicted model, not a curated record. The coding region runs from base 1 to 2013 and encodes 670 amino acids.
AUGCUUCGCAGCGCCGCAGUGCGGCUGCUCGCCGCACACAGCAGUCGGCAUACCACUGCCUCUCUCUGCACACCGCGCGGGCGGCUCGCUCAGCCUCGGGCAGCACCGCAUCGAUGUCUCUCCCUCUCCUCCGCUCGCGCGCAACGAGCGACGGCCUCAGCGUCAGCGCCGCGUUCCGCAGACGACGAGCCGCCUCUGCCCAGCGCCACCGACCACGCCGUCAUUUCAGUGUUCGACCUCUUCAGCAUCGGCAUCGGCCCGAGCUCCUCGCAUACCCUUGGGCCCAUGCGCGCGGGCGCCAUCUUUGCGACGGAGCUGCUAGAUGCGGGCAUGCUGGAGAAGGUGGAGAGGGUGGUGGUGCAUCUGUAUGGCAGCUUGGCUGCGACUGGUGAGGGCCACAUGACGCCUCAAGCGCUUCUGCUCGGUCUCGAGGGAGUCGAUGCCGAGACCGUCGACACCGCCUGGGUCCCACAGCGCUACGCCGCCAUUCUGGCGCACAAGGAGCUGCGCAUUGGCUCUGCGCUCGGCAAGGGCGAGGGCAAGCAGAUUGUCUUUGACUCUGCGCGCGACUUCAAGUGGAUGUGGGGCGAGGUGUUGCCGCUGCACAGCAAUGGCAUGCGCCUGAGCGCGUAUGAUGCACAAGGCGACCUGCUCGCGACGAACGACUACUACAGCGUCGGCGGCGGCUUUGUAGUCAACGGCGCAAUGAGCACGGGCGCCGCCAAGGAAGAAGGAAGAGAUCAUCCGGAAGACCUGGCGGAGAACUUCCUCUACAAGGCCAUUCGGCCUGAGGACGCCGCUGGCGCCAGAAGGACGGGCGCAAGGCGAGCGCCGCAAGCGGAGGAGGCGACUGCGCAGCUCGCUGCGCCGGACGGAAGCGAAGCUGAUGCUGCGACAACGCCGUCGAUACCGCUGGAGAAGGAGACGCAGCUGCCGGAUCGAAAGACGGCGGCAAGAGGCCCGGUCGUGCCGUUUGUCUUUUGGGACGCGGCAAGUCUGCUGGCGCUUACGCGGAAGCACAACAUGACGAUUGCUCAGAUCGUGUAUGAGAAUGAACUCGCGCUGGGUCGGACGCCCGCCGAGCUGCGCGCCAAGCUCUUCCGUAUCUGGGACGUCAUGGACACCUGCGUGCGCGAAGGCGUGCACUCCGAAGAGACGCAUCUCCCUGGCUCCCUCAACCUGCGUCGACGUGCGCCGGCGCUCUACCAGCGCCUGACGCGCGGCUUCUACACGAGCAAGCGCAAGCGCAUCGGCGAGGAGCAUGGUGCGAUUGCCGCGCCGCAGAGAGAGGGCGAGGGCAUUGCAGUGUCGGAAGGAGAAGUGGAGCAGAGAGCGGAGACGGCGAAUCUAAUGGUGGGACGCUUUGAUCAUGCCAUCAUGCCAAUCCCCUCUCGUCGACAUUCCCAACAUGCGCCAGACUGGCUGUCAGCGUACGCCAUUGCCGUCAACGAAGUGAACGCGUCCGGCGGGCGGGUGUGCGUGGCGCCCACGCUCGGAGCCGCAGGCGUAAUCCCCGCGACACUCAAGUACUUCCUCGAGUUCAUCAGCGACGACGAAGAGCGAGACGUGCAGACGUUCUUGCUGACGGCCGGCGCAAUUGGCAUGCUGUUCAAGAGGGGCGCUACGAUUUCAGCGGCGGAGGGAGGAUGCAUGGCCGAGAUCGGCUCCGCUUGCGCCAUGGCAGCCGGAGCUUUCGCAGCAUGCAUGGGCGCCCGUCCCUCGGUCAUCGAGAACGCAGCCGAGAUCGGCAUCGAGCACAACCUGGGCCUGACGUGCGAUCCCAUUGCCGGCCUCGUGCAGGCGCCUUGUAUCGAGAGAAACGCACUCGGCGCCGUCAAGGCCGUCGUUGCGGCGCAGUUGGCACUCGCGAAUCCGUCAGGCGAACAUGCGGUGUCCUUGGACGAUGCUAUCUCGGCCAUGAGAGCAACGGCUCGCGGUAUGCGAGUCGAGUUUAAGGAAACCUCCCUUUCUGGCCUCGCGACGAGCGUGCGCAUUCCCGUGUCUGUGCCGUGA